This is a messenger RNA of Heterocephalus glaber (naked mole-rat), 2037 nucleotides long. It is a transcript of the gene Caspase-12, whose product is annotated as caspase-12. Gene Ontology annotation, cellular component: NLRP3 inflammasome complex; AIM2 inflammasome complex; IPAF inflammasome complex. The record is from RefSeq and is a predicted model, not a curated record. Lineage: Eukaryota; Metazoa; Chordata; Mammalia; Rodentia; Bathyergidae. Gene Ontology annotation, molecular function: cysteine-type endopeptidase activity. Gene Ontology annotation, biological process: regulation of inflammatory response; proteolysis.
GUCAAAUUUAUUAAUAGUAAACUAAAACACAAACUGAACACCGAACACCGGCACUUGUGGUCUGUGUAUGAAUGUGUAUGUGUUCGUUCUGAUAACUUUGCUAUAUCCACUAGGAAAGUUACGUAUAGAAAACGAUGCCUGAUUUUAUCCUGGAAAACAGAGAAUUUGAGAAGCUGGAGUUUCCCAUUUAGGUUGCAUCAACACGCUAUUUGUUAACAGGAAAGGAAAAAGGCUUUUGAGUGCUUUCGCUUUCAUUGUUUUUCCUGCCCAGAGAGCUUGGACAGCCAUGGCCGCUAAGGGACCACUUGAUGAAGAACCACUCGAUAAUAUAAAAUCUGUUGUCAAGAACCUGUUUGAGGGAAUUUUUGAUGACUUUGGAAAAGAUGUAUUAAACAAAAAGGAAUUGCGCAAACUAAAGAAAGAUGUAAGCCUCAUUGUGAACAACACUGAAAACCUGGUUGAGGAUAUCAUAGAAAAAACUGAAAAGGCAGGCAAACUAUUUGCCAACCACUUCACAAGUUCCAAGAAACAACUGAGAUUAAAAUUUCAUGCUGAAAGUGAUGAUGAAUCUGAAAAAAGUUCUACAUCCUCCUCCUCUUUGAUAGCAUCUGAAAAUGAAAGUAAAGAAAGUAGAGAUGAAGAAAAUGCUAUAUCAGCUGAGUCAUUGGCUAUCUCUCCAACAGUUCUUCCGGAAACCCAUGGUGCCCAGUCCAAUGAUACAUUGAAGCUUUGCCCUCGUGAUCAUUUUCAUAAGCUGAAGACAGAAAAGUCAGAUAAGAUAUAUCCCGUAAUGGAGAAGGAAGGCCGAACCCGCCUAGCCCUCAUCAUCUGCAACAAAAAAUUUGACUCUCUUUCUAAUCGACAUGGUGCUGAUGUUGACCUUUUGAGAAUGCAAGACCUCCUUGAAGACCUUGGAUAUUCAGUGGUUGUAAAAGAGAACCUAACUGCUCAGGGAAUGGAAACAGAGCUAAGGCUGUUUGCUGACCAUGAAGACCACCAGUCAUCAGAUAGCACAUUCCUAGUGUUUAUGUCACAUGGCAUCCUGGAUGGAAUUUGUGGGACAAAACACAGUGAUAAAGAGCCAGAUAUUCUUCGUGAUGACACCAUCUUUACGAUUUUCAACAACCAUAAUUGCAAGAAUCUGAGAAACAAACCCAAAAUUAUCAUCAUGCAGGCCUGCCGAGGCAGUGGUGAUGGAAUCGUCUGGGUGACCACUGAGAGGGGUGAAGCCAUGGCAGACACACAUGGUCUUCCUAUGCAGUAUUACGGAUAUUAUGGACGGAGUGAUGCUGUCACAAUGACCCAUGUCGAAAAGGAUUUCAUUGCUUUCAAAUCUUCCACUCCGCAUAAUGUUUCUUGGAUACUAGACACUACUGGCUCUCUCUUCAUUUCUCAACUCAUCUACUUCAUCAAAGAAUACUGCUGGAGUCAUCAUUUGGAGGAAAUUUUUCGAAUGGUUCAACAUUCAUUUGAGACCCCAACUAUACUGACACAGAUGCCUACAAUUGAAAGAGUAUCCAUGACACGAUAUUUCUACCUCUUCCCUGGGAAUUAAAACACGUGAAAGCCUCUCAGUUUCCAACUGAGUAUUGCUGCAGCUGCUGCGAAGAAAAGGAAAUGGCAACCUCCCUUGAUGCUUAAAUGUAAAAGAUCUUGCAUUCACCAGCUUCACUGAACAUCCACUGAUCUAGACAAUUUUUCCUUAGAUUUUUAUUUUUUUUACUAAUGCAUGUUUAUGAUACAUAAUGAAUAUAUUCAUUGUGGGGAGUUGGUAUAUGUAUGUAUCACCUCUUAAUCCUUUUUACUUCUCUUUUUCUUCUUUUCUUUACCCUCUCCCUCUAUCCCUAGAUCCUGUUCCUGUCUGCAUAAGGUUCAACAAAUUAUAGAUUUGAUUCUUUCUGGCCAGUAUUCACAGCGUUUAUUUCCUUUUGUGAAUUUUUAUAUUUAUCACAUCUCUAGAUAUAAUAGCCAAGUAUGACAAUAAGACUGGUCAUUCUUUAUUAUUUAAAUAAAAAUACUUUCAGUAUUUCAACAUUA